CAAACAUCCGAUUCCGAUCGUCUUCUAGCGCCCUCAGCGAGCGUCACGGGCAUAGUAUAGAACUAACAAAAACGUAGAAUUCGCAAAAUGGCGGAUGGAGGCGUGGAUAUAGAUUUAUACGCCGAUGAUAUUGAAACAGAUUUUAAUCGCCAGGAUGAGUUUGGCGGUGAAAAUGUGGAUUUAUACGACGACGUGAUCGCCGCACCGGCAGCAAAACCAGAUGAUGGCGAUGGAGCACCGAAUCCGGCACCGCAGCACCAGCACCCACCGGAGGAGACCAACGGCAACGUCCCGUAUCACAACAACGCGCAGAACCACGGUCAUCAUGGCCGCCGUUUUCAGCUUUACGUCGGCAACCUAACAUGGUGGGCGACGGACCAAGACAUUGCUAACGCCAUCGCAGACAUUGGCGUUACUGAUUUCCAAGACGUGAAGUUCUUCGAGAAUAGGGCGAAUGGACAGUCGAAGGGGUUCUGCGUCAUUUCCCUCGGCUCUGACCCGUCCAUUAGGAUGGUUAUGGACCGCCUGCCCAAGAAGGAGAUUCAUGGACAACACCCGGUCGUCACUUUACCCACUAAACAGGCCUUGAACCAGUUUGAGAGUCAGUCUAAGACUAGAUCUACGCCGCCUGGUCCCAACAACCCGGGCAUGAGAGGACCGCAUCCGGGAGGACCGCCCGGUCCUCACCCUGGAGAUUUCUUUGGCGGUGGUCCAAAUGGGCCUGGGCCGAAUGGACCGCGCAUGAUGAUGCCUGGUGGACCAUCACACCAUCAGCUGCGCGGCCCGGCGGGCGGGGCGCAUGGGCCUCACGGGCCCCACGGUCCCCCGCACGGCCCACCCCACCACCUCCCUCAGCACCAGGGCCCACCACCGCAUCAUAUGCAGCAUCAAGGGCCCCCACCACAUCAGGGGCCUCCGCCUAGAGGGCCUCCAAUGCAGUUCCAAGGUCCACCACAAAUGCAGCGCGGCCCAGGUGGUCCCGGUGGGCCAGGAGGUCCAGGUGGCCGCCCAGGUCCGGACUGGGGCCCUCGCGGGCCCCCGCAGCAGAUGCCUCCGCACCCCGCGCCUCAGUACGGGCCCCCGCAGCACCAAAUGCCUCAUCAAAUGCCGCCGCCGCACCCGGGCGGUGCAGGCGGGCUGCCGCCCGGGCACGCGGGGCUGGCGGGCGUGCCGCGCGGCCCCGCGCCGCUGCCGCACCACCCAGGUAUGCCCCCCUACCCAGGCGUGGGCGGCGGGGCGCCGGCGCCGCACGUGAACCCCGCGUUCUUCGCGCAGCAGCCGCCCGUGCAGCCCCAGCCUGCCGUGCAGCCGCCGCCGCAGCCCGGUCCGCCUGGUCCGGGAGCGCCGUACGGUCACCCCGGGCACGGAGCACCGCCGCCGGCGCAGGGGCCGCCGCCCGCUGCGCGACAGCCUUACGGAAGGCCGCCACAGAACUACCCAGUGGGCGGCGAGGCGGGCCGCGGCGCACACCACGGGCCCGGCAUGGGAGCGCACGCGCCGCACCCCGCGCACGCGCCGCACGCGCCGCACGCGCCGCACGCGCCGCACGCGCCCCACGCGCCGCACGCGCCACACGCCGGCAUCAGCGAGGCGGAGUUCGAAGAAGUCAUGGCGCGGAACCGUACUGUCUCGUCCAGUGCUAUCGCGAGAGCUGUCAGUGAUGCGGCGGCCGGCGAAUAUGCGAGCGCUAUUGAAACGCUCGUCACCGCUAUAUCGCUUAUUAAGCAGAGCAAGGUCGCUCACGACGACCGCUGCAAGAUUCUAAUCUCGUCCCUCCAAGACACGCUCCACGGGGUAGAAACCAAGUCGUACGGCAGCGGCGAGCGCUCGCGCCGCUCCCGCUCGCGCGACCGCGACGCGCGCGCGCACCACCGCGCCCCGCGCCGCCGCGAGCGCUCCGCCAGCCGCUACCGCGACCGCAGCCGCGACAGGGAGGACCGAGACAGGUACAGGGAACGGUCGAGGGAACGCGAUCGCGAGCGCGACCGCGAUGCGUAUUACAGGGAUUACCGUGAGCGUGAACGUGACAGGUCUCGCUCCAGGGAAAGGGAACGUGCUGAGCAUUACAAUAGGGGCCACAGUCGCGAAGAGAGUUCGUCCACCAGGCCUCGCAAGUCUCCGGUGGAGCCGGCGGCGGAGAGCGGCGCGGGCGACGCGACGGGCACCAAGAGCCGCACGGCCGCCGCGCCCUACUACGACGAGCGCUACCGCGAGCGACGCGAGCGCGACCCGCCGCCCGCCGAGCGCGAGCGCGAGCGAGACCAUCGCCGCGACGCCAGGCACUAGGCCUCCGCCCUCACACCAGCACUACCUAGUCUCUGAGUACAAUACACGCGCCGAACCACGGCUCCGUGGUAUAUUAGUCAAGCAAGCGUAGAUACCUUCAGAACACCUACAAAGGCUAGACCCGCCCGCUUGGACCUUUAAACCUUAUUACAAAACGUGGUCUAAAAAAGUGCCGGGUUUAGUACUAUGUUCAGAACCAUAACUUUGUUCGAGACGAAGGUUUAUACGUAGUAUUAAAGUCGGUACUUUUUUUAAGACCACGUUUUUUAAUAGGGUGGUAAAAGUCGACUAUCGUAUGUGUAUAUUGUGUCUUGUGAACAAUUUGAUGGCAUGUAACAUCUGGUAUUAUGUUAGUAGUCUGAUAAGGGAGACAGGGAUUCAAUUCACAUUCUUAUAAUUAUUCUAAUCUUUCUUGAAUUGACAUAAUCUUUCCGAAAACAUACAUGGAUAUGUACUCAAAACCAGUAAGGUAAUACCUAUUCGGUAUGAAAUAUUGUGUAUUUUAUAUUGAAAAAAUCUAGUGUAUGUAUGAUUGUUAUGGAAAGUGUAGAGUUGAAAAACUUUUUAUUGCAAUAGCAAUUUGUACUGAAAUAACUUGACGUUGUAUAUUUUUUUCAUUAAAACUUAUCUCCAAAAUACUUGGAUCGUAAGCAAUAAUAACCAAAGGAUUUAAUAUUAAAAUCCGAAUUUUCUAUUUUAUAUUAGUUUUAACAAUAGAAUUGCUCUACCCCCACAUAAAAUCAAUUUUGUUUAUAAAUAAAAUAUACAUGAUAUAAAAUUUCAUUUGAAAAUAAAAUCCUAUAUUACUUCACAGAUGUUGGAUAAAUUUGACAUUCCAAAAUACAUUUUGCAUAUAUGACCAUAAUAUGAACCACAAGUUCUGUGAAUUUUCUGUAACCGAUUUAACUUUAAGCCAUGCGUUUCCGAAACUAGCGAAAAGAUGAUAUUUAUCAUUUUAUUAUAAAGGAAUACUUAAUUUCGUUGUUUUUGUUGAGGUUGUCAUGGAUUCAAUUUAAAUCAUAGUCAUCUUAUAACUAUUUUCCUGAUGGUUAAAUCAUUGUUUUAAUAGAAAAUCUAUCAGUAAGACUAAGGUUAGUCAUGUAAGUUUUAAGAUUCUUGUAUGGAUUGUUCCAUAUGACUAGAUUAUGACACUGAUUUAGCAGUUAAUUUAAUAAAUUGAUGUAAUACAUGCAA
Messenger RNA from Helicoverpa zea (corn earworm), 3480 nucleotides. It is a transcript of the gene Cpsf6, whose product is annotated as cleavage and polyadenylation specificity factor subunit 6. Bases 88 to 2286 code for a protein of 732 amino acids. The transcript has 14 exons. NCBI's taxonomy places the organism in Eukaryota, Metazoa, Arthropoda, Insecta, Lepidoptera, Noctuidae. Gene Ontology annotation, molecular function: mRNA binding. The record is from RefSeq and is a predicted model, not a curated record. Gene Ontology annotation, biological process: mRNA alternative polyadenylation. Gene Ontology annotation, cellular component: mRNA cleavage and polyadenylation specificity factor complex.